AUGCAGUGGUUAUUGAAUCAUCCUAUGUUUAUUAAAAAUCAUCUAUAUGUUGCGGGUGAAUCCUACGGAGGCAAACUUACUCCAAUGGUAUCUGUGGAAAUACUACGAGGAAAUGAAGCACGACUUAGACCACAAAUGUCAUUCCAAGGAUACAUUAUAGGCAAUGGACUAACAGAUCCAAACACUGAUUUUAAUGCACGAAUUCCAUAUGCUCAUCGCUUGGCACUUAUAUCUGAUGAAUAUUUUGAGUUAGCAAAACUUAGUUGUGAUGGGAGAUAUUACAAUCGUGAUCCAAAUAAUGUGCAAUGUUUAUAUGCCCUUCGACGAAUCCAAGAGUGUUUAAGGAAUAUAAACCAAGUUCAAAUUUUGGGUGAGAAUUGUGGAUUUGCAGCAAGAAAACCAUAUGACUUUGGAUGGGAUCACACAUUUCGGGGAGACCAUUCAAUUGACCAUCUUGUCCUCCCAAAUGCAGAACAAGAGUGUCAAAAUAUUUUUGCAAUAUCUGAUUAUUGGGCAAAUGAUCCGACUGUUCAAGAAGCUCUUAAUAUUAGAAAAGGAACGAUGACAAAGUGGAGAACAUGCUAUGAUGGAAUAUCCUUUGAACCAAAUGUAGAGAGUGCACUUGAAUAUCAUAAAAUUUUGAUCAAGAAAGGAUACAAUGUUUUGGUAUACAACGGUGAUCAGGACAUGGCUGCACCAUAA
Fraxinus pennsylvanica is the source of this 702-nucleotide messenger RNA. Lineage: Eukaryota; Viridiplantae; Streptophyta; Magnoliopsida; Lamiales; Oleaceae. The record is from the annotation of a GenBank genome assembly.